Pecten maximus is the source of this 819-nucleotide messenger RNA. RefSeq lists its product as uncharacterized. The record is from RefSeq and is a predicted model, not a curated record. The coding region runs from base 81 to 710 and encodes 209 amino acids. The transcript is spliced from 6 exons. Lineage: Eukaryota; Metazoa; Mollusca; Bivalvia; Pectinida; Pectinidae.
CAGUUACCUUUGGAUCAGUUCCGAUAAGGUGAAAGACCAACCAAGACAGAAAUUAUCAGCGAAGAAAAUAUAGCUUCGAAAUGAAUACGUUUGGGUUAAUCGUUAUGGUAUGUCUCGUUUACGUCACUUCCGCCGCGGAUUCUUCACAAUGUCUAUCACAGUACUACACCUGUCUGUCAGCGUUUGGGAUUAAUGCUACUGAUUUGAAUCCUAUUCCACCGGCACAAGAGUUGUAUUCAGAGCACGUUAUGAAUCGAUUAUGUCCUCAAAUCGGACGGUUUGUUGGCUGUUAUGAUACCGUGAUGAAAUGUAUCCAGGGAGACUACAGCAGCCCAAGCGUUUUGAGCAAUGCAGAUCUGACUCAUUUGAUGGAAACUACCUGUAUGCAUAAGUCAGCUUUGAUAAGUGGUUAUAGCUGUCUAAAUCGAAUCGACUUCGCACAGAUACAAACUGGAUGUGUCAACCAGACACAAGCUAUGGUAACAAAUCUGAUUAUCGCAGGUGUAUCGAUAGAAGAUGUAUUGUGCAGGUCGGCUAAAAUGUCUGCCACCUGCCUGUUCAGCUCGCCUGCCCUGCGGUCUUGUGGAAAUGAUUUUAUAACAGCGAUGAGGUUGAUCAGCGAUGAAUCGUCAAAAGUCCUUUGUGACAAAGUCACAACAACAGUCUCCCCUGCGUCAGUCACUCAAGACCCAGACGGUAUCCUCGGUUAAACAACAUCGGUUGAACAACCGACCGUUUCUUCCGGUUGUGUAUGUGUCAAUUAAUGAAUGAAGCUAUUAAAACUGAGAAGUAACGUACGUUUCUCUGUGGGACAAUAAA